UUGAGUGUGGACUCAUAUAAACACUGAACAGUGUUAAUUUAACACUGGGGAUUUUGAUGUGUAUAUAUUUCCUCCAACAGCUCAAGCAUAUCUAUACACCUAUAGAACAGUGCAAAAAAUAAAUAAUUAAACCGCUCAAUAGCAGAUUCCAAGUAAUUAAGACCUCAGGGCAUCAUUUCAUUUUGCAUGGGUUCCGCAUAAAUGGUCAGGUCACUACUGUUCAAUAAACGACACUCAUUCUAGAGACCAAAGCUCAUCUGUGAACACAUACUGUACUGUAACUGUAAGAAAGUGCAAAUAAUGGAAUCAGACAUCUAUUAUGUAAAUUUUAAAAGAAGAGAUGCUGAGGAUACAACUGGACCUCAAACACCAAAUAACCACCAGGAUGAAGGAAAAGCUCAAAAGUGCAGAGGAAGCAGGUGUUUGGUGUUGAUGACAGUGUGUCUCGGGCUCAUGUGUGUUCUUCUGCUGGUCUUCAUCACACUGUACAUCACCAUCACAGCAGAGAGAGACCUGUUAAAGAGUUACAAGAACACAGUUGAAGAGUUCAAUCACACUAUCAACAGCUUACAGGACAAGAACACUGAUCUAAUGACUGAAAAAGACCAACUGAAGAACAACUUCAGCUCUUUGAGUCAGAAGAAACUGGAACUGGAGACCAGAGUCAAUGAUCUCAGUGCUGAGAAAAGUCAGUUACAGGGAAGUUUUGACUCUUUGAGUCAGAAGAAACUGGAGUUAGAGACCAGAGUCAAUGAUCUCACUGCUCAAAAUAGUCAGUUACAGAGAAGUGUUGACUCUUUGAGUCAGAAGAUCCUGGAGUUAGAGAUUGAACUAAGAAAGUUAUCUAUACAAGGUUUGUACACAUGUAUUUAUAUGUUUAUUUGCACUUUACACCACAAAUACUGACCAAAGUGUUUGUGUUUAUUGAA
Molecule: messenger RNA, 929 nt
Organism: Rhinichthys klamathensis goyatoka
Lineage: Eukaryota; Metazoa; Chordata; Actinopteri; Cypriniformes; Leuciscidae
Exons: 2
Coding region: 301-906 (201 amino acids)
Source: RefSeq, a predicted model, not a curated record